CUUUCUUCUUCCUGGUGCACUAUUUGUCCUUAUCAUUCUAGAAGGCAUAGAAUGGAUGGUUCAAAAACCAUAUACAUGUAGCGCGAAUAUGCUUUCUUUUGCUAAUUAUCUGUCUUACUGCCUAACUAUUAGUCAUUCCGUGACUUUGGCUGCCCAUAAAAGAGCAUUUGAUUCCUACUUCCUGACAAGUAGUGCCAGCUGGUGCAAGACGGUCUUUCGCCAAGUAAGAUGAAGAUGGUCUUCACAAACAACUCUCUUGAUUUUCUCUGCCUUGAUGUCUUCCCCCCUGGGGUUAACACACUCGCAUUUUCGGACAGUCAUGUAUUUCGGACAAUCACUAGUUUAAUUUGUGUUGUCAACGGCAUUCUGAGUCCUUCAAUAGUGGUUGUCAACUUGAUGGUUUUCGUUGCGAUUUUAAGAAAACCUCGCUUACGUACCGCCUCAAACACAUCUAUCCUUUGUCUUGCCACAACUGACCUGAUCGUGGGCCUUCUCGCCCAACCGGCGUUUGUGGUUUUCCAAGCCAGCAAGCUACGUGGGAAUCUCAACACAGUGCCAUGUUUUGAGAUCUUGAUUGCCAGGUUUCUAGAGAUAUUUUGCAUUGGGUAUUCGUUUCUCACGCUGAAUCUGAUGACAGUCGAGAGAUAUCUAGCGGUUUUUCAUCCUUUCUGGUAUCACGAGAAAGUCACAAGCAAAGGAAUUAUUCUCAGCUCAUUCAUGUGUUGGACGAUUUGGACCGCUUUAUUUCUUGGUGUUCGACUCACACUUGGAAUAAACAGUCACGAGGAACUGAUAAUAACAUCAGGUACCGUGGCAGCGACACUUAUUCUAACUUCUCUAGUUUACUACAAAAUCUUCAAGCUCGCGAGGAGCUCAGUGAAUGCUGUCGAUUUCAGCAACGCGGACAUUCAGAAAAAAUUGCGCGAAACCAAAGCAGCGAGAACUGUUGUCAUAGUCACUGGAACUGUUUUUCUUUGUUGCUGUCCUACGUGCGUCUCUCUGUUGCUAGACCGGCUGAAUGCAGUGGAUAAGGCGGUGAUAUACCACGCCAUUUAUCCAAUAGCAGAGAGCGUUGUAUUCUUGAAUAGUAUCUUGAACAGUAUGAUCUAUGUCUGGAGAUGUGCAGAGAUCAGAAAUAGUAUGAAAGAAGCGCUAAACAAGCUCAGAAGGAAACAAUCACUUGCAGCUAGCGAAAGUGUGAAGGCUAGCUAGUAAACCUGUUGAGACACACUGAACAAUAGCUAAUACUUGAAUUACACUUGAAACGAACCAGAAAGGUGGAAAUAGCCUCGAGAGUGGAAUGGAAUAACAAGAUUAAUUUUGAUAUAACGGCACUUUGCGAUUGACCUGUCGUUUAUUACGCACUCGUUAUUUUCAAUAGCUAAGCUGUUCAAAUUGUCUCUAUAUUUUUUAAGCAAGCGUAUGCUUUAGACUGGAUGUGAAUGUCUUAGAAUUAUAUAUGACACUCUGCCAUAAUGCUUGCGGCGUGUCUCUGCUAUGCCGGAGGAACUGUUAAUAAGGCGAAAUCAAUAAUAGUUAGUUUAAGUUAUCAGGGGCUGGUUCUUGGUUAUCUGCCGAUUGGAGUUUAGUUAAAGUU
This is a messenger RNA of Nematostella vectensis (starlet sea anemone), 1597 nucleotides long. RefSeq names its product trace amine-associated receptor 1. Gene Ontology annotation, cellular component: membrane. The transcript has a single exon. The record is from RefSeq and is a predicted model, not a curated record. Bases 229 to 1212 code for a protein of 327 amino acids. Gene Ontology annotation, biological process: G protein-coupled receptor signaling pathway. Gene Ontology annotation, molecular function: G protein-coupled receptor activity. Lineage: Eukaryota; Metazoa; Cnidaria; Anthozoa; Actiniaria; Edwardsiidae.